Molecule: messenger RNA, 1162 nt
Organism: Polyodon spathula (Mississippi paddlefish)
Lineage: Eukaryota; Metazoa; Chordata; Actinopteri; Acipenseriformes; Polyodontidae
Exons: 9
Coding region: 283-1083 (266 amino acids)
Source: RefSeq, a predicted model, not a curated record
GAUUAUUUUUUGUAAAGUUUUGGUCCUGGCAGAGUCAUAAUCCGUGAAGGACAUGUUCCUCAAAACUUCUACUUGAUCCUGUCUGGCACAGCACUGGUCACUAAAACCUCCAUCAACAAGCAGACAGGAGAGCCCUUUAUAAGGACUGCUGCCUUCCUGAAGAAAGGAAAAACCUUUGGGGAUGUGGCUAUCUUGAGUGGCGCUAGAAGAAAUGCUACAGUGUUGUGUCACAACACUGUCUCACUGCUGUCUGUGCCACGACAAGAUUUUAUUAACACAUUCAUGAGCCAUGAAGCCAACGAAGAGCAGCAUUUUAUUACAUUUCUGAGAAAGAUCGAAGUUCUCUCAGGAUGGCCUGUGGAAAACCUUUCCAACAACAAACCUGGGAUAUGUAUUCACACCUUCUUUCGGCGAAAUGCAGUUAUCUCUAGGGACACAAAGGCAUCAUCCAAGAUCUAUAUCAUCAAAACUGGUACAAUACGAGUUCUUAAAACGCUGACCUCUACUAAACCCCAUCUCCCUGCUAAACCCUCUUCAAUCAGUGGCAAUCGGAAAUACCAGAAUAUAGAUAAGCAGUCAGAAGAAAUGCAUGCAAAGAAAGCAGUAAGGACUAAGACUAGCCUUCCUUCCAGAAAGAGUUCCAGAGACGUGGAGUUCCUCUUGCCACUGCUGCGGCAGGGACCGCCAGCUUUAGAGGAAAGAGCUGAUCCACCUGCUCCAUACACUAGCAGUGUAGCUGCUCCCAAAGAAGCGAGCUCAACAAUACAUGUCGAGGAGGCUGGAUCACAGAUUUACAUUCAUGUGCAGACGCUUAAACCUGGAGAUGUGUUCGGUCUGGUUUAUCUGCUGUUUGAAGACACAUUUGGUAUGACACUGAUAUCUGAGGGAGCAGAAUGCAUCCUGAUCUCAAAGGAUUUCUUUAAAAAAUAUACAGAUGAUGCAUAUCUCUGUAAGCUGUCCAAAGUGGUCCAGCCUUACCCCUCAGAACAGGCUCUACAGAAACAACUGCAAGAAUACAUCAACUGGAGCGCAUUCAAAUCUUCAUUAAACAGGCCACAAAAGCUGCAUGCAAUCUUAACGUGAACAGAUGUUGAAAAAUGAGCACAGAACAAACAUAUUGGCUAAACAGAACCAUCAACAAAUGAGCUGUUAGUGUGUGUUU